AUUAUGUUAAUUAAACUGCAGAGAAGCUCUACUAUUAUAACACUGAAUCGAUCAUGGCCAAAUCACGACGCAGGGUCUGAGCGUGUGUCAGUGUCCCAGCGUCUCCUCGCCGGUGUCAAGAGUACGCGCCAUGAUGUGCGUUCUGAAUAGUGCUUCACACCCAGCCGGUGCAUUUCCCAGCCUUCCGGAGUUCUCCACAAAUGAGCCAAAGAUUUGUCAAUGCGCACCAACUUGAGAAAAUGAGAAAUCAAACUGGGGGAUGAUUGUUCUGUGCCUCUGAACGGACUUGUGUUUUUUUAUUUUUUUUCGACCGGACUUAUUGAAUCCUUGUAGGCUAAACAUGGGGUUAUUCAGAAAUGAAACGGAAAUUUGGACAGAUGAGCAUAUGGACACGAACCACACGACAGACAGUAUCGGUCCGGAGGUUGUUAUUGUGCCCAUCAUAUUUGGAUGUAUAUUUUUCGUGGGAAUCAUAGGAAACACUCUAGUGAUGGUUGUCAUUGGGAAAAUAAAGUCGAGGCGCUCGAGAAGCACCACUAACAUUUUCAUCAUGAAUCUCAGUAUAGCAGACUUAUCUUUCCUUCUGUUUUGCGUCCCGUUUCAGGCCACCAUAUACUCUCUUCCCGAGUGGAUCUUCGGGGCAUUUCUGUGUAAAUAUGUGCACUAUUUUUUCACGGUCAGCAUGCUGGUGAGCAUUUUCACGCUUGUGGCCAUGUCGGUGGACAGGUACAUUGCCGUGGUGCUCUCCAAAAAGUCCCCGUGCAUUCGCAACCGGAGGAAUGCGCUCAUUGGCGUCAGUGUCAUUUGGAUGCUUUCUUUCAUCUUUGCAGUCCCUGCUGCGCAGCACCAAAUUUUGACGGAUCACCCCAAGGCUCCCAAUAGCACGUUCUGCUGGGAAAUAUGGACCGAACGGGUGGCCAAGCACACUUAUAAAGUGACUAUUCUCGUGACUGGGUAUCUGUUACCGUUGGUUUUGAUCACAUGCUGUUAUGCCAAGGUAUUGUACCAUCUUCAUAAAAAAAUGAAAAAUAUGUCCAAGAAGUCUGAACGGUCAAAGCGAAAGACAGCUCAGACGGUGCUGCUGGUUGUCACUGCGUUCCUCAUCUGCUGGAUGCCGCACCACAUUAUCGCUAUGUGGGUAGAAUUCGGCCAGUUCCCACUGAAUGAUGCUUCUUUUGCGUUUCGCAUCAUCUCUCACUGCCUAGCCUAUGGAAACUCCUGUGUCAACCCUAUCCUUUAUGCCUUCCUCUCUGAAAACUUCAGAAAAGCAUGCAAGCAGGUCUUCACGUGCCGUUUCUUUUACUCUCCUCCGCCCGUGGAGAAAGUGGUGCGCAUUCGCAUGGAGAACUUCUCCAUGACACAUUCCACCACCAACAUGUGACUCUAAACAUUUUAAAACUGUUAAAAACAUUUCUGUUGUUGUCUCUGCUUCAUGCCGUGCUGUCAUGGAUUACAUUUCAAGGUUUGACAGACAAGGACAGUGAAAAUUAUGUUACCUUGAGAAGUAAAACCAUAUGUAAUAUCUCAAUCCAUGUUUAUUAAAGGCAUUUGCCAAUAACUAUUUAAGCGUAAAUAGUGUUUGUCAAUGAAAUGUUUUUACAUUUUUAUGUUCACUGUUAAAUGUAUUAUUGUUAUUGAAAAUAAUUAAAACUUAUGUAGAGAUAAAUUUAAAUAUAUAAUUACUACAAUUAUACUAGAUAUUUUUGAGAGAAUCACUCUACAAAGAGCAUGUUUGUGAAGGAACUGUGCUGUCUGAACACCUUUUUGCAUAGUGUUUAUGUUGCCUCAGUUUAAACAUGCCAUAAACUUUAAUACUUACUUGUAUGCUGUAUGUCCAGUCUUAUGGUUAUAUAUCUAUUAUGAAAAGAAAAUAUUAUUGAAGUUUACCCCCUUAAAGAAUUCAAAUAAUAAAAAUGUCUAAUUCAAUGAACAAUAAAAUAUGUUUAAUUUUCUGGUCCUUUAAGAGCAAGUUAUUGUUUAAAGAGGAUGUCGUUAUCUUUAUCCCAGUGCUUGUGGUUAACUGUUUGACAUACCGGAGAUUGUCCUAAACAAAAGGCCAGUGGAAACUCUGUGUGUGUGUGCAUCUCUCACCAGUCUAUUACUCACGCCUCUCUGUGAGAUACCAGGGCCUUCAUUUAUCAACAGUGCGAACGCACAGAUGUGUGCGUAAUGAGUGCGUAAGCGCAGUUUCACACAAAGUGUGUGAUCUACCAACUUCUACUUACAGUAUAUGUAGGAAUGUGUGUAAAUAUAAGAACAAAAUAUAGAAACUUUUUUACACACUGUUGAUAAAUGAGGCACCAGGACAGGAUCUCUUAUAAACACAUUCUUUUUUUUUUUUUCUUAUUGUUUUUUAAUCAGGAAUGAGUCAAGAGUUUCGAAGCUUAGGAACUUGCCUUUGAAUUGACAAGAAACAUGCUGGAUGGCUUAUUUUCCAUGUCAGAUUCUUGUCAGGUGAAUAUGCUUGCAUAAGAUGCUACCAUCACAAAGCUAUUCACUCAUGCCUUUAAUCUUUGUGAAAUACAUCUCCAGAACAAUGCAGCUCUUACAAUAAUAUGGUAUAAUACCACUACAAAUGAUAACAACACAGUGCUGUAAGUAAACCCUAAAAAGACACUAUUUUUUCAGUUUGCAUAACUUUGGAAUGACUGAUUCAAAGUGCACACUGGUAACUUAAGUAUAUGAUGUGUACUCAGUAAAAUCAGCAGUGUAAUAUUUGCAGUGUUAAAAGUUAUUAAUUCCCAAAGAGUUGAAUUAACAAUCUACAGUGUUAUACAGUACUCAUGUUCAGUGUUGUAACAAUAAAGUGCAGAAUAAAAAAACCCACCAAACUGUCUGGACUCCGCCCUUCAAUGACUGUUGCCUCGCAAAGUGACAACACAAUUUAAUCUUCAUGCGACCUAGACGGUAAGUUGGAUUGCUUUUUGGUAUGAUUGGUGGUGAACACAUU
This is a messenger RNA of Cyprinus carpio (common carp), 2950 nucleotides long. RefSeq names its product galanin receptor type 1-like. NCBI's taxonomy places the organism in Eukaryota, Metazoa, Chordata, Actinopteri, Cypriniformes, Cyprinidae. Gene Ontology annotation, cellular component: membrane. The record is from RefSeq and is a predicted model, not a curated record. Gene Ontology annotation, molecular function: G protein-coupled receptor activity. Gene Ontology annotation, biological process: G protein-coupled receptor signaling pathway.